Molecule: messenger RNA, 1178 nt
Organism: Vanrija pseudolonga
Lineage: Eukaryota; Fungi; Basidiomycota; Tremellomycetes; Trichosporonales; Trichosporonaceae
Exons: 5
Coding region: 160-1143 (327 amino acids)
Biological process (GO): positive regulation of DNA-templated transcription; regulation of transcription by RNA polymerase II
Cellular component (GO): SAGA complex; DUBm complex
Molecular function (GO): transcription coactivator activity
Source: RefSeq, a predicted model, not a curated record
GUCGGCCUCGUCUGACACCUCACAAUCGACCCCCAUCACUGCGCGCACACUCGACGUAGAGGGAGUGUAUUCAACGGGGUAGCGACUCGCCCGGGACCGCCGCGACUUUUUUUCCCUUCUCCUCCAUCACCCGCCACCACACACCACCUCACCCUUAACAUGCCCAGCCCCGAGAUCCGUGCGGUGGCCGAGUCCAUCUUUGCCGAGCUCCUCGGCGAGAGCGUGCUGACGACCACGAUCGAGGCACACCGCGAGAUCAAGCGCGGGCAAGCGAUGUGUGGGAUUUGCGGCACGCGAUGCCGCGCACACGACCCCAUCCAGCCGCUCGCGUCGGGCGCGUCCUCCACCGCCGCGUCCCGCGAGAGCUCCCCGGCCAAGGGGCUGCUCACGACCACCCGGCCAGCGGGGUACCCUGUCGGCCCGGAGAAGGGGACCGGCGGCGGCACGGGCGUGGGGAGCGGCAGCGGGCGGAUGGACGCGAGUGGCAACGUCUUCUUCGACUGUCUGGUCUGUGGGCGGAGUAUAACAUCGGCUCGAUACGCGCCCCACCUCGCAUCGUGCCUCGGCUUCUCGGGCUCGACGCGGCGCGGUGCGAGCCGCAUGGCAGCAGCCAAGGCGCGCCUGGGCACCAACGACCGUGCAAGCCCGUCGCCGUACCUCGCGAGCGAGAACGACAGCGACGCGGACAGCGUCGGCGGUGGCGCGAGCAAGCGGAAGAAGCUGCUGAACGGCAAGUCCCGCGCCCAGUCGCCAACCAAGGCGAGCCUAAAGAAGAAGUUUGCGCACUCGGGCAGUGCUCCGCCGUCAGCAGGCCGGCCACCACACCCGCCGUCCCGGCUCGGCCGGCCGCCAAUGGGCACGAAGGCGCACUCGGCGUCGCCGUUCUCGCCGGAGAAGGCGACGACAGGCGCGUCGUUCCGCGAAGGCUCGGCCGGGUCCGUCGCAUCCGCCGGCGCAGAGAUUGGCCGCAAGACACUCCCGGGCAUGAACCGCGCCUCGGUGCCCCCCUCUGCGCCGCCGAGCCAGGGCUCCGUCGCGACUGGCAGCGGGAGCCGCGCGCCGAGCGAGGCGCCAAAGGCCAGCCCGCCGCCUCCGCCUCCGCCGGCGGGCGACGAGUCGAGCGAAGGAGACGACGAUUACUAGUGUGCGAGCUUGUAGGUGCAUGUAUUAUUGUAUGG